This is a messenger RNA of Ceratina calcarata, 1217 nucleotides long. RefSeq lists its product as uncharacterized. The transcript has 5 exons. Bases 155 to 1201 code for a protein of 348 amino acids. Gene Ontology annotation, cellular component: ribonuclease MRP complex; nucleolar ribonuclease P complex; fibrillar center. Gene Ontology annotation, molecular function: ribonuclease P activity; ribonuclease P RNA binding. Gene Ontology annotation, biological process: tRNA 5'-leader removal. The record is from RefSeq and is a predicted model, not a curated record. NCBI's taxonomy places the organism in Eukaryota, Metazoa, Arthropoda, Insecta, Hymenoptera, Apidae.
UCCCGACCGACUUCUACUUAAAAAUAAAAUAAUCCAUCUAUGUGUGUACCACACUUUAUAGUCUGCACUAGUCUGGAUUCCUGGUCUGCAGCGUCUGCAGGGCAGCAUAACCUACGCGAACAAUUGUGAAAAUUGUGAUUUCAAAUUGUUUAUAAUGAGUACUCCGAUAUUAACAAAACACCAACAGAGACAUUCGUUGUCAGCGAAGAAAGGAACAGUGAAAGGAUUACGAAAUGUAUUAGCACAGCCUCAAGACAAUUAUUGGCCAGUUGUAGAUGCAGAAAAAUGUUCAUUACUGGAAGGAUUGUUAAAUAAAUUAAUGCCAGCUAUUAAAAGACCGACUAGUUUAAUACCAUGGUCACAGCUCGAGCAUAUGAAGAAGGAAGAACGUGCAAAAGCUAAGAAGGAUGCACUUAAGGAAGAGAAUGUUCCAAAUACAGAGAUAGCAGGGUCCAUAAUACUGGGAAUAAAUGCUAUCACAAGAUCUUUAGAGAAAAAUAAUGUUUGCUGUGUUUUAAUGGACGCAAACAUCGAGCCACAGCUUCUAGUAAAACAUAUCAUUCAUAUGGCACAGAAUAAGAAUGUACCAAUAUUACUGUUACCCAAGUUAAAGAUUGUAACAUUAAAUACUAUUGGAUAUGCAUCUGCUGCCUGUGCCUUAAAGAAUUUUGUAAUGGACUCUGUAGAUCAUCAUUUCCAUCCGCUGUAUCUGACAAUAUGUGAUAUUUUUAAAGAAAUACCUUUAUCAAGAAAUAGACUACAAUUAUUCAAGGACAUCGAUGCAACGCAAGAGAUUGUAUUGUCCGAGGAAGACAAGAUGAGCAUUGAAUCUGAAACAGAUUCCUCGAAACCUACUAAAUUUACGUUGUCUACCGAUGUGUAUGUGUACAGAUCUUCUUGUGAAGAAAGAGUAUUCGUACCACCUAGUGUAACUGAGAGCAAGACGAAAGAACCCGUUACAGAGGAAGUAAAGCAAGAUGACUUUAUUUCCUUAGGUAGUUAUGAUUUCGAAUACGAUGAAAGUAUGGAGAAAAAGAAAAGAUACGUCAAUAUCCACGAAGACAAAAAUUCAAAACGGAAAAGGAAAAAUGGAGAUGAUAAUACAAUCGAUGUAAAAUAUUUGCCACUGAAGGUGAAACGUACGCAGGGUAACGUUAAUCGCGUAAAAGGUACGAAAGUCUCGAAGCAGAAGAAAAAAUGAUAAAAAGAUCAAUGUC